Aspergillus niger is the source of this 1757-nucleotide messenger RNA. RefSeq lists its product as uncharacterized. Gene Ontology annotation, molecular function: DNA-binding transcription factor activity, RNA polymerase II-specific; transcription cis-regulatory region binding; zinc ion binding. Gene Ontology annotation, cellular component: nucleus. The annotation marks the transcript as partial. Gene Ontology annotation, biological process: positive regulation of transcription by RNA polymerase II. The transcript has 4 exons. NCBI's taxonomy places the organism in Eukaryota, Fungi, Ascomycota, Eurotiomycetes, Eurotiales, Aspergillaceae. The record is from RefSeq and is a predicted model, not a curated record.
AUGCACAAAGACAUAAUGUAUCAAUCACAAGCAUAUACCCGAAUCAAAUGUGACGAAACCAAGCCUUCUUGCGUGGCUUGUUCUCGGAGAGGAUAUGACUGCCCGGGGUAUCGCAGAGACGUCAAAUGGUCGGCGAAGCAUGAAGCGAAAGGUCUGAAUUCAGAGUCACUGUCUCCAUCAAAGAAGGAACCUCCUAUGAGCUGGUUCACUGAGCCAGCGGAGAAACUACGUCUGGCUUUGCUGAGCGAUCUGCGACCUCCGCUCGACCGUAGUCAGCCCAGUACUAAGAGAGUAGAGCAAUGCAGGACAUCGAGCCGCUGCGAUGGGAGAACAGACACACCCGAUCAUUCAACCACAAACAGCGAUUCAGCACUUACGCUGCAGACUUCCGACGCCGAAACCACACCAGAGAGACAACAUAAUGCUAAGCUGACAUCAUCACCAACUGAUUCCUCUACCAAUUUGCGAGCAUACUAUUUCUCUCAUACAUGCCGUCUCCUUUCCGGUUACGAUUCCCCCACGAACCCACUGCGAGAAUGGGUUGCACGGCUCUCAAAUGAGCACCCCGUGAUCGAAUCCUGCAUUUUCUCUAUAUCGGCUGCACAUCUUUCGCAGCAGCAGCGUGAGAUGACUAUGCUGGCUGCAAGCCAUCAUACAGCUGCGCUUGCGAGUCUUUCUGCUGGGAUUGAAGCUCUAGACAAACGGCGGUUGUCACACCCACACGACAAUGCCGGCUUUGUGCUGAAGAACAGUGAGUCUAUGACUGCACUGCUUCUUGGGAUUAUCAUGAUCGGAAAGACUUCAUCAUGGAAUAAUCCAUCCUCACUUGGUUUGCAGCACCUCGAGGCGGCAAGGACCAUUUUCCAGUCUUUAUACUGCGAAAGCCAUUCUCAAUCUCCCUCGAUCUCAGGUGCCCCGGCCUCAGAUCCAAGGCUUGCUCGAGACUUCUUUGUCGGAGCUUUGGUUUACUGGGAAGCACUGACCUCCUUCGUCGUAGACAACAGAACAGACGCCGCAGACUACCUUCUACGCUUCUGCGACGAUGAAAACUGCGUGGCAAGUGUCCAUCCUUGGAGCGGGGUCUCGCCCAGACUGUUCAUAUCCAUGUCAAAGAUCGGCUCCCUAGCACGACAGGCGCACCAUUUACGGCGGGCAUCAGCUUCGCCACAGCGCAUCCAGAAAGACCGACGCGAACUUUUAUCGCAAGGAAAGCAUCUGGAAGAGCUGUUCCUUAGUACAGGUGAUCCAUCUACGCCUGUCGACGAUUUUCAAUUUCUAGGAUACGCCUAUGCUCUAUCAAUUAUGCUUGAGCUGUGUCGAACAUUUCCCGAGUUACUACGCCCAGACCAACGAACGCCGGAUUACGAUACCCAAAGAAAACAUCUGAAUACACUGGCCAUCACUAUUCUGACAUUAAUUGCCAAGAUUCCAGAAACCUCUGGCACAAGGGCGAUUCAAAUGCCCGUUCUCGUGAUAGCGGGUAGUACCCUGCAGUUCCAGCGGAUUGAAGACAUGGAUGUCGACAUGGAAGUUUUUUCGGAUGGUGCUUCGGACCCAACUCAUGCACCUGAACGAGUCGAUAUACAGUUCUGGCGACUAUUUGUUGAUUCUAGACUCGACAAGAUGGCGUCCUACAUGGGGUUAGACACAGUGCACCGGGCGUGUAGGAUUGUGAGAGAAACUUGGGCUCGGGCAGACCAGUUAUUGACCAACAGCUCAUUUCACGGUCAAGCUCCGAUUGUGCAUUGGAUUGAUGU